Coprinopsis cinerea okayama7#130 is the source of this 3939-nucleotide messenger RNA. Its product is annotated as pre-mRNA splicing factor. Lineage: Eukaryota; Fungi; Basidiomycota; Agaricomycetes; Agaricales; Psathyrellaceae. Gene Ontology annotation, biological process: mRNA splicing, via spliceosome. Gene Ontology annotation, cellular component: spliceosomal complex; intracellular anatomical structure. Gene Ontology annotation, molecular function: ATP binding; RNA binding. The record is from RefSeq and is a predicted model, not a curated record. The transcript has 19 exons. The coding region runs from base 1 to 3939 and encodes 1312 amino acids.
AUGGCACUGGGUAGCGCUGGUCAUGCAGGGGUCAGCGCUUCAGCAAUCGACUGCCAAUCGCAGAGUCCGACUCGAAGGGCGAGUGGGGAACGUAUUGACUUUGACCCUGUCAUUGACCAAGUUCCUAGAAUCUUCAACAACUCGAAUUCGAUGGCCUCGACGACGACAAGUAACGAUGAUUUUGUUCACGGGAUAGCAAUAAAACUCUCCAGGGCAAUGGUCGCCCUCAACCCUGUUAUUUCAGUCAAUCCAAACGACUUGUUGGCCCGCAAUGUCAUUAAUCUAGCAAGGGACAAUGACUCGGUCGAGUCUUUCAUGAAAGCUGCCAGAGCGUUUGGAAAAUUCCAGGACUCGUUUCUGUUCGAAUUGUAUACAGAAAUCCGAACUCACAUCAAGGAGGAAACGACUGGCGUUUCGGCACAACCUGUACCUGGAAUCACCGUCCAUGAUAGCGACGUUUUGGAACCCGCUCCAGUUCGACCUGGUGGAUUACAGAGACCUGACAAGCGUCAUACGUUCAGGCAACCGGCCAAGUUGGAACCCCCGACACCUCGAGCAUCGGUACUGGGUCUGGACAGACUGGCGUCGGAGAAGCGGGCUGCACUGGCGAUGGAGAAGGCUGGGGGUUCCAGCGAGAGCAGGAAAAGGCCUCGGCUCGAUGACGGAGAUGAACCGUUUUUCAAAGUCCCCAGUAUCCCUGCGCGCGUAGCCAAUCAGCGUCAACGUGGAGAGGAAACACCCUCUCAUCCAGGUGGCUUGUCAGAGGUUGCGAGAAAGCGGUUGGAGGAGCACAAGAGGAAUAGGGAAAAACAACGAGAGGGUUUGCAAGCGAGGAACGAACCUCGAAGUGACGCACCUAAAGGUCUGGGAGACUUCCAGCGUCGAUCGAAUCGUGAUUGGGACCGCCGUGGUCGUGACCGAGACUACCGUGAUAGAGACUACCGUGACGGAGGGAGCUCGCGCGACGCACCAAGCGUCCGAGUUCCAAACGUAGGGUGGGAGUCGACACCUAAGCACCCGCGGGGGGACGAUGGAGGAUGGGGAGGAGCGAGGGACCGCCGAUGGGACGCGCCGACACCCAGGAUUGCACGUGCGGGAGAGGACGAGGAAGGCGCAGCCAUCAACUUUGAUAUGCGGGAGUGGGAGGAAGAGCAGGUCAAGUUGGAUAGGGAUUGGUAUACUGGAGCAGAGGAUGGCGGCGUGGCAGGAGACGAGGAUCAUAAUCCUUUGGCACAGUAUGAAGAUCUGGCCGCUUCCAAGCAGGCGGAGAUUGCGACGAAGCAGACGAGGAAGAUCUCUGCUCGUCAAGCACAAUACAAUGCCGACAACGAUCUUUGGGAAGCUAAUCGAAUGCUUACGUCCGGUGUGGCCACUCGCAAGACUAUCGACCUUGACUUUGAAGAUGAAUCCGAGUCAACCGUGCAUGUUAUGGUUAAGAACCUCAAGCCGCCUUUCCUGGACGGCAAGACUGUCUUCACGAAACAAUUGGACCCUAUCAACCCAAUUCGAGACCCGACGAGCGACAUGGCCGUAUUCUCAAAGAAAGGAAGCGCCCUGGUCAAAGAAAAGCGCGAGCAAGCCGAGCGAGCGAAAGCAGCUGCCAAACUGGCCGCACUUGGUGGUACCGCUUUGGGUAACAUCAUGGGUGUGAAAGAUGAAGAGGCCGAAGCAGAAGCGGAAGCCGAGCAGAAAGCCCGGGAGGCUAAAGAGAAGGGCGAGGAGAAUUACAAGGGCGACUCCAAAUUUGCUACCCAUUUGAAGUCUUCUUCCGGUGUUAGCUCAUUCGCGAAGAGUCGGACUUUGAAGGAGCAACGCGAGUAUCUUCCUGCGUUUGCGUGUAGGGAGGAGCUUUUGAAGGUUAUCCGAGAGAACCAAGUUGUCAUCGUGGUUGGUGAGACUGGUUCAGGUAAGACGACACAGUUGGCCCAGUUCUUGUACGAAGAUGGGUAUUGCCAGUACGGUCUUGUUGGAUGUACGCAGCCCCGUCGUGUUGCUGCCAUGUCCGUCGCCAAACGUGUCAGCGAGGAGAUGGAGUGCAAGCUUGGCGGGACCGUUGGCUAUGCCAUUCGUUUCGAGGAUUGUACGUCUGCCGAGACGAAGAUCAAGUACAUGACCGAUGGUGUCCUCCUGCGUGAAUCGCUUAAUGAAGGGGACCUUGAUCGUUAUAGCGUUAUCAUCUUGGAUGAGGCCCAUGAAAGGUCUCUGAGUACGGACGUGUUGAUGGGUUUAUUGAGGAAGAUCUUGUCCCGUCGUCGAGAUCUCAAGCUCAUCGUCACUUCUGCCACCAUGAACGCUGAAAAAUUCUCCAACUUUUACGGCAAUGCUCCAUGCUAUACCAUUCCGGGGCGAACUUUCCCUGUCGAAAUUUUCCACUCCAAGUCUCCUUGCGAAGACUAUGUGGAUGCGGCUGUCAAGCAAGUACUGCAGAUUCAUCUUUCGCUGCCUCCGGGAGAUAUCCUGGUUUUCAUGACUGGACAAGAGGAUAUUGAGGUUACUUGUCAAGUCGUGCAAGAGCGACUGGAUCAGCUGGAUGAUCCACCGCCACUGGCUGUCUUACCCAUCUACUCCCAAAUGCCGGCGGAUUUGCAGGCGAAGAUUUUCGAUGCUACCGAUGAUGGCCGAAGAAAGGUUAUCGUUGCGACCAACAUUGCGGAAACGUCUUUGACUGUCGAUGGUAUUCUGUAUGUUGUCGACUCGGGAUACUCGAAGCUCAAGGUGUACAACCCGAAAGUUGGUAUGGACGCUUUGCAGAUCACGCCGAUAAGCCAGGCGAAUGCGAACCAGAGAACGGGUCGUGCUGGACGAACAGGAAGUGGGUUCUGCUAUCGCCUGUAUACGGAGAUGGCAUACAGGAAUGAGUUGUUUGAGAACACUAUUCCUGAGAUUCAGAGGACCAAUUUGGCGAACACGGUCCUACUUCUAAAGUCUCUGGGUGUGAAGAAUCUUUUGGAGUUUGAUUUCAUGGAUCCUCCACCUCAGGCCAAUAUCCUCAACUCGAUGUACCAACUUUGGGUACUUGGGGCGCUCGACAACAAUGGUGAUCUCACACCCAUUGGUCGCAAGAUGUCAGAGUUCCCGAUGGAACCGUCCAUGGCGAAGAUGUUGAUUGCUUCGGUCGAGUACAAGUGCUCGGCGGAGAUGUUGACGAUUGUGUCAAUGUUGUCUGUUCCGAGUGUGUUUUAUCGACCUAAGGAGAGGAUGGAGGAAGCGGAUGCUGCGCGUGAAAAGUUCAAUGUUCCGGAGAGUGAUCAUUUGACACUUUUGAACGUGUUUAACCAGUGGAAGAGCCACGGAUUCCAGGAUAGCUGGGCUAUGCGGCACUUUUUGCAUCCCAAACUUCUUAGGAAAGCGCGGGAAGUACGAGCGCAGCUGGAGGAUAUUAUGAAGUUCCAGAAGAUGGAUAUCGUUUCUGCUGGGACAGAUUAUGAUCUUUUGAGGAAAGCGAUCACGGCUGGGUACUUCCAUCAGGCUGCAAGGGUGAAGGGUAUCGGAGAGUUUGUCAAUAUCCGAUCUGGCCUGCCGACGCAUUUGCACCCUACGAGUGCUCUGUAUGGGCUUGGAUAUACGCCGUCAUAUGUGGUGUACCAUGAGCUUAUCCUCACCUCGAAAGAGUACAUGACCCAGGUCACUGCUAUCGACCCGUAUUGGCUAGCUGAACUCGGACCCGUGUUCUACUCUGUUAAAGAGAAGAACUUCGACGGAAGGUCAGACACACGUCAAAUUUCGCGCGAAUUCUCCAAGCAAAAGGAGAUUGAGCAGGAGAUGGCGCGGCAGCGUGAGGAGGCUGCUAGGAAGGAAGCGGAGCUUGCUUUGGCGAAGCAGAAGAAGAGCGGGGGUUCAAGCCAGCAGAAGGUGGUUAUACCCGGCACGCCUCGCCACACUGGUGUUGGAGCUGGAGCUCGUGUUACACAGACUCCUAGACGAAGAGUUGGGAUUUAG